AUGAAGACGACUACCGCUAUCGCUUCCGCUGCCGUGCUCAUGACCGCUUCGGUCCCUGGUGCCGACGCCCACGGAUACAUCUACGUCCCCCAGUCGCAGUUUAAGGGCGGCGCCAACUCGCAAUGGAGCGUGCAGAUCGACCCCGUGUGGCCGAGCAAGGACUGGUACGGCAACACUCAGAAGAGCGUCCAAGUGUUCAACUCUCUCAAGGGGUCCCACAACUACAAGGACCUCCGGACGCUUCUGGACGACACGUCCAAGUACGGUCCUAACUGUGGCUACACCAACCCGAACGGCACGCCGUACGGCCACUCGAACGUGAACGUCAAGACGGAGUUCCCCGUGGACUACUCGUACUGCAAGGCAAAGGGUGGCUGCAUGAUGCGCUUCUACUGCUUGGCAUUCCAGGCGCUUGGAAAGAAGACCGUGUGGCAGACCUACAAGGACUGCAUCCCUUUGAAGGCGUAA
This is a messenger RNA of Phytophthora sojae, 468 nucleotides long. RefSeq lists its product as hypothetical. NCBI's taxonomy places the organism in Eukaryota, Oomycota, Peronosporomycetes, Peronosporales, Peronosporaceae. The record is from RefSeq and is a predicted model, not a curated record. The coding region runs from base 1 to 468 and encodes 155 amino acids. The transcript is spliced from 3 exons.